Diospyros lotus (date-plum) is the source of this 1163-nucleotide messenger RNA. Its product is annotated as momilactone A synthase-like. The transcript has 4 exons. The coding region runs from base 192 to 1109 and encodes 305 amino acids. The record is from RefSeq and is a predicted model, not a curated record. Lineage: Eukaryota; Viridiplantae; Streptophyta; Magnoliopsida; Ericales; Ebenaceae.
GAGAGAGAGAGAGAGAUACGGCUUCAAGCAGAGAACGAAGUUCUGUAGUGGUGGUGGAGGUUCAUUCGAGCCUUGCAUGGAGAUGUGUGUCCAUAACUAACGCAACAGAUCAGUCGUCGCGAUCGAGAUCCGCCGGAGUUCUGACGGCUUUUUCCACGGCACAUCCAUACGAUCUACGGCAAGCGAUCGACAUGCUCGUUCGGUUCAUCACCAGAGAAUUGAAGUUCGUCUCGGAUGAUCUUUUCCGGAGGAGAAGCGCGAGGUAUUAUUCUUCCACGGGUGGUGCUGCUGGUAGCGGAAGGCUUGAAGGAAAGGUGGCCCUCAUAACCGGAGGUGCAAGCGGUUUGGGCAAGGCCACUGCCCGAGAAUUCGUCCAACAUGGAGCCCGGGUCGUCAUCGCCGACAUCGACACCCAGCUGGGCCCUCAGGUGGCCCAAGAUUUGGGCCCAGGAUCGCACUUCAUCCACUGCGACGUUACAAAUGAGGUUCAAGUCGCAGAAGCUGUAGACAUCGCCGUGGCCCGCCAUGGAGGGCUCGAUAUAAUGUACAACAAUGCCGGCAUAGCCGGAUCUGCAAUCCCACCCAGCAUAACCGACCUCGACCUUGACGAGUUCGACCGGGUCAUGCGUGUCAACGUCCGAGGCAUCAUGUCCGGGAUAAAGCACGCGGCCCGGGUCAUGAUUCCUGCUGGGUCAGGCUCCAUCCUCUGCACGGCUAGCAUUAGUGGGCUAAUGGGCGGGCUUGGACCUCACCCUUACACCGUAUCCAAAUUCGCGAUCCCGGGGAUCGUGAAGUCCGUGGCAAGCGAGCUGUGCCGGCAUGGGGUCAGGGUUAACUGUAUAUCUCCAAGCCCAAUACCGACGCCCCUGGUGGUGGGCCAGUUCGCCGGAUUCUACUCGGGCCUUACGCAGGAGCAGAUCGUGGACUUGGUAAAUGGGCUGGGGGAGCUUAAAGGAGCCGUGUGUGAAGAGACAGAUGUUGCCCGGGCCGCCUUGUAUCUGGCAUCGGACGAUGCAAAAUAUGUGACGGGCCAUAACCUUGUUGUGGAUGGAGGAUUCACUUGCUUUAAAAAUCUUCAAAUGCCCAACAUCAAUCAUCAGAACAUGUAAAGACACUAGUUGUUUGUCAACUUUUGAAAAUAUUUUACUGCCAUAUCCUUUCUA